CAAUGUUGGCGGUAUUUUGAAAAGGAAGCGGUAGUUUGUGUUGUUGUCAGCGAAGUUGAAAAAAGGAUAAAACUGAACAAGAACAUGGCGGCGGCAGAGCUGUCAGAGACCGCUCAUACGGAGCUCCUGGACCGCUGUGAGGAGCAGUUUGCUCAGCUUGAGAAGCUCCAGAAUGAGAUCAUACUGAGUGAACCAGACUUGUGUGAAAAUCCACAAGAACAGGCAGUAAAUAGACUGAUCGCCACAGAAGCUGAACUGAAGCAGUGGCUGACAAUGGAGCCGAAGUUGCUGGCAGAAAAUUCAGAAAUUUUACUUCAAGCUGGAAAAGAGGAGAUGCUCAAGCUGUGCUCUGAACUUGAGAUGAUUGUUCUUUGCUAUGAAGCAAAGAGAGACAAACUGAAAGAAACCAAAGAACUUGAAGAGAAGUGGUUGGAUGAGAAGAAACAGAUGUUGGUUACUGCUACUCAUCAUGUUGACCGACUUCAAAAGGAGAAAGAGAAAUUACCUGAGCACAGUGUCCUACAAGACACCAAAAUCAAAAUUCAGAAAAUGAAGGUGUACCAGGAGAGGCUAAUGGAGUGUCUGGGAGACAUCCUGGAGAAGCAUGUUCCUCUUCCUCAGAGUGAAACCAACAAGAAAAAGAAGAAUAAUCCACAAGAGAUGAAUGAAGAUCUGAUUUCACUAAAUGAAAUUCUCGAGCUGCUCAUGAACAAGGUUCUGAACACACCCCAUGACCCUUAUGUUACCAUAGACUCAACGUUCUGGCCUCCAUACAUAGAGAUGCUGCUCCGCUACGGUAUUGCCAUAAGGCACCAGGAGAAUAACUUCAAGAUCCGCCUGGAACCCUUUUAUUAAGGCAGCAGUGCACUAGACCUCCCAAGUACCACUUACUACCAUUGUAUAAUCCUAGUGUGUUUAUAUAGAACUGUAAAUUAUGUAAGUUAUAAUAUAUUUGUAGAAGUGAACUGAGACCUGAGCUGAGAAUGUGUUUUACUGUACAUACUGUACCUGCUAUAGAGGCAUGUAAUAUUUACAGUAUAAUAAUCUGACAGUACCAAUGGAACAGAUACACUUCUUUUGAAUGUUUGUGAACUAGCAUUUGUCCAUAUUGUAUUUUCAAUUUCUCAUAUUAGCAUGUUCUUUGAUCCUGUUGAUGUUUAGUUUAAUUGAAGAGGUCUUUAUAAAAUGGACUUGAGUUAUUCUGAUCAUUUAUUCAUUCAUUUUCUGAAACGCUUUACCUUGAAGAUGGUCACGUGGUUGCCGGUCCUUAUCCCAGCUACCAACAGGUGAAGGUGGGGUACGCCCUGUACAUGUCACCAGUUCAUCACAGGACUGACAUGUAGAGACAAACAACCAUUCAGUUUGACAUUCAGGGGCAGGUUAGACUGACUGAUUAACCUGUUAAGGUGCAUGUCUUUUAGAGCAUUCUGCACUGUGUGUGAGUGUUUCUAUUUUAAUGAUGUGCUGUAUAUAUGUAGAUGUUGAAUGUUUCUGGAACUUUACAUGUUCAUUUUGAAUAAACUUGUGAAUUUUACAUUU
Messenger RNA from Sphaeramia orbicularis (orbiculate cardinalfish), 1539 nucleotides. It is a transcript of the gene cenpk, whose product is annotated as centromere protein K. Gene Ontology annotation, cellular component: nucleus. Gene Ontology annotation, biological process: mitotic sister chromatid segregation; kinetochore assembly. The coding region runs from base 85 to 855 and encodes 256 amino acids. The transcript has 10 exons. The record is from RefSeq and is a predicted model, not a curated record. NCBI's taxonomy places the organism in Eukaryota, Metazoa, Chordata, Actinopteri, Kurtiformes, Apogonidae.